AUGUGUAAUUCUAAGAUCGAUACUCAUGGUACUAAACUCUCUGAACAUGAUAAUCAAUUAGCCGAGUGUCAUAAUCGGAUGGAAAAUUUAUUACAUAGUACCACAAGGAUACAAAAAUCAGUAACUGGAUUUCAACAAAAAGUAGAGCAGCCGAUGUCUCUUAUGGAAUUAAGGACUCCAUUAACCGUGAAAAAAAAUUUGAUAAUAUUUGGUGUACCUGAGGAAAUUGAUAUGAAUGCAGUUGCUGUUAUCAUCAGUGAUUUUACCCAAUAUUUAGACUCCAUCGUUGAUGAAGGAGUUCCUCAAUAUAGUAUUUUACAUAUCCAUAGAAUAGGAGAGACCAUUGAUGGUAAAGUAGGGCCUUUGAAAAUGUACUUCGAUUGUUCCCUAAUUCCUAAAUUCAUUCUGAGACAUCAACUCAAACUGAAAGGAAGAUGUGGAUAUGAAAACUUAUCUUUCAAAAGCGAUAAAUCAUAUUCAGAACGUCCGUAUUUAACUGAGCUGAGAAAUGAGCUUACUGAUAGAACAACCAGAGGAGAAAAGAACUUGAACAUAAAGUAUGUCAAAGGUACACCAACUAUUGUCUCAGUCCCUACGUCAACUGAGAAUACUAGCUCCGAUCUGAGAGUUGCACCACGCAAUUCCUAA
Messenger RNA from Phaedon cochleariae (mustard beetle), 648 nucleotides. The record is from the annotation of a GenBank genome assembly. NCBI's taxonomy places the organism in Eukaryota, Metazoa, Arthropoda, Insecta, Coleoptera, Chrysomelidae.